This is a messenger RNA of Striga hermonthica, 1386 nucleotides long. The record is from the annotation of a GenBank genome assembly. Lineage: Eukaryota; Viridiplantae; Streptophyta; Magnoliopsida; Lamiales; Orobanchaceae.
AUGGCCUCAAUCUUUGUUGAGCUCCAUGCCAAUGGUAGCUCAAACUCAUUAAUCCUAAGUUUAACUCACUUGAGGUCGAAAGUUCGUCCUGCUCGAAAACUCGAAUAUUAUUAUUACACGUCCGAGAAAACACCCAAUGCCAUCGAGCCACUCAAAGAGAUAAGAGAUGGACACAUUAUGUCCCUCUCUUUAGGCUCGCCUCCUCAAACCAUCCACAACUUACUCUUUAGCACGGGUAGCGAUCUCGUCGCUUUGCAUUGUGGGAGUUCAUCCCAACCUUUUGAAUGCAUCGCUUGCAACGACGAGUACUACAAAAAAUACAAUUAUUCGUUUUUCAAUCCUUCCUUGUCAAACUCGAUAUCAAGCGAGCCUUGCACGAAUCCUCUUUGUGCCAAUAUUCAUGAUACCUCCGACUAUUACGACACUUGCACCGCAGCCGGUUGCAAGUUGAAGGACUUAAUCAACAGCAAGUGCUCUAAACCGUGCCCUUGGUUUUCGUACUCUUAUGUCGAUGGGGCCGUGGCCGGGGUUCUUGCUAAGGACACCAUUGUAAUCAACGCAAACAAUCAACACAAUACGAAUCAAUAUAUUUCUUUCGGUUGUGUUCGAUCUUCAUAUAGAAUGCUGUUGGGUCUCGUAGGGUUCGGGAAAGGCCCGCUCUCACUCCCUUCGCAACUAGGCUUUUCGAAGAAAGGGUUCUCUCAUUGCUUUUUACCUUUCGAAUUCUCGAGCAACCCUAAUGUUUCAACCGCACUAAUUCUAGGCGACCUAGCGACAUCCUCGAAAGAGCAUUUGCAGUUCACUCAAUUGCUCGACAAUCCCAGGUACCCAUAUUUCUACUACAUUGGUCUCGAGAGUGUUACCGUGGGCAACAAGGUAAAUAUACCGGCCCCUGAAAGCUUGAGAGUGUUGAGCUCGUCGGGUAAAGGCGGCGUGAUAAUCGACUCUGCAACCAGCAACACGCAUUUACCCGGACCUCUUUACUCGGAUCUUCUUAAGGCGAUAAAGUCCAUGGUAAAAUACAGUCGGGCCUUAGACAUGGAGGCUAAGACGGCGUUUCACCUAUGUUACCGAGUCCCUAAGAAUAAUGCAACACCCGGCGGUUUUCCCUCGAUCACUUUCCAUUUCUUGAACAAUGUGAGCCUUGAACUACCCCCCGGGAAUCUCUUUUACAAAGUGGCUCCACCAAAAAAAUCGUUGUGGCCCAUGUGUCUAAUAAUGCAGAAAAUGGAUGACGAUGAUGCGGAAGCUUCCGCCGUGUUCGGAAGCUUCCAACAGCAGAACAUCGAAACUGUUUAUGAUCUACAGAAGAAGAGAAUCGGGUUUCAGCCAACUGACUGUGUCUCGUAUGGAAAGCGAUAUGGGCUUCAAAUGGACAUCAACUAG